CCUCCCCUGCACAUACCACCCGGUCCCGCCCCUGCCCCAAACAUCAGUAGCUCAGCCACACACUCCCAGCCCAUCGGGCACUCGGGACUUCCUGGAUUUUUCUCUUCGUAGUCGCUCUAGAAAGCCAGCCCAGCACUAACCACCACUUCUGUUCCUCACUACAGGAACCCCAGGCAACGCCAGUUAGGGAGCCGCACCGAGAAAAUACUUCGCAGGGGGAGAACCUGAGGUCGGAACUGGAUACCGGACCUCGGCGCAGAUUCGGCCCGGAGCCAGCCACACGCCACAGCACUGAUCCAUCCGCAGCGCGCGGAUAACGUUUCACCGCUGACGUUUUCUGCGGUGUCGGCUGGAGCCCGGAGGAUACAUUACCGCUGUACCGACAGGACAGCACGACUGGGAAAUACCACUGCAGAGCCUGGCAGUGCGGAUACCAUAGGGUAGAGAGAGCGGGGCGGCACCGACCGUACCGGGACGAUAGCCGAGGAACGAUACUUUCACAGGCCUGCUCCGGACCAACCAACGAACGCAACAGCUGCAGGAGGAUACAGUCGUGUGUUUGUGUGACGAGAUUAAUAGUUCCGUUGCUGUCACAUAGGGUACUACUACACGUUAGACUGUCGCAGACAGAACAGAACACAGCAUAGCCACACCGACCUGUACUUGGCGAAGUAGCGAGCUGUGUGUGUGGAUGUGAUUACCAAAAGCCUUGCCGUGCAACACGCUACUCUAAAGUGAAGCUACACCCAGGACUGGUGACUGUGUUCGUAGGAAAACUAGAGGACGAUGCCGACGACCACGGUGCCGGAGAUCCAGGUCGUCAACGGGGUGGCGGAGGGAGAGGGGGACGGCCCCGCCCCGCCUGAGGGGGACGCCCCGCCCGGAGACCCCUUCAAGACCACGCCUGUUAUCCGGGGUCAGCUGAUGGGUUACCCUGUUCAGUACUGGUCGCCAAAAACUGCUCAGGAAGAGCUGGAUGAGACCGAGGCGGCGAUAGAAGCCGAGCUGCUUGUAGAUGGAGGUGAUGAAGAUGACAUUAUCCUGCUGUUGGAGAGGCAGUGCGUCGGGGCGAGUCUGGACCACCUGGUGCCGGAGGACCUGUCCCGUCCCGACGUCACCCUGCGUGUGCCCAAAGGCCAGCGCCGCCCGAAGCACGUGGGGCGCCCCUCCUCCCUGCACAUCACCCCUGGCUACCUCUCCACACCCGUGGGGGAGGGCGAGGGUCUGGAGGGGGCGGUCGGAGAGGACCGAUCCGCCUCCCUGCCUCCGAGCACUAAACAAGGGCUGAAGGAAAGGUUUCUUGGCAAAAGAAAAAGAAAAAUCCCGUGGUGGUUAGUCUGGCUGGUCAGGAAACGACGAAAGGCAGCCAAGAAGGGCAAAGCGGAAGGCGAAGAGGAAGAGCCAAAAGUCCAGGGGUCAACGUCCCCGGUCUUCUAUCCAGAGGGUUCAGGGAAAGCCCGGUUAGCGACCCCGGAACAAUUCGAGCACCCCGAUGGAACACCACAUGCAGAAGCGAAAAUCAAGGCAAAGGUAGAAGCGCCCGAUCUCCACAUAGCAGCCGGUGUAGAGCCCACAAAGAUUCCGCUAAGCAAAGGUAGGUCUUUAGACACUACAUUAUCUCCAGGAAAAGUAUCUCCCGAGCUGCCGCCUCUAGACCGGAUGGUAUCUGCACCAACAGGCAAGGCUGACAUUGAACUCUCGCCGCUCAAGAGAUCUCACGAGACCCCGGAUCUCGCGGGGCUGUGGCUGGGGACAUCCAGGUUCAGCCGCCGAGCGACGACGCCAUUAGAAAAGAUGCUGCAAAACUUCAGACCGACCUACCUGACGAUGAGGAAAUUCAGCAAGUCGAAGCGCCUGACACAAAUAUGGGACUGAAGAUUGGCUUUCCACAGAUUCACAUCAAAGGCCCGAGAUUUAGCUUUGGUACAAAGAAGCCAAAAGCGGAAGCCAAAGCUAAAGCAAAGGCAGAAGCAACGCCUUUGGAAUUAGACGUAAGAGGGCCUACUGUUGAAGGUGAACUUCCUAGAGCAAAGGGCGACGUAGAAGUAGAUGGGGAAAUGCCUGACGACCGCCCCACAUGGCAAAUAUCUGGUCCUAAAAUACAAAUGCCAAAAUUACGGGUUAAAGGGAAGGGCAAAGCAGAAGGCAAAAUUAAACCACGCCCACCAAGUCUGGAGUUUCCUGAUAGGCCAAUUCCAUACGCCGACGGAGAAAUGGAAGUUGACCUACCCGAAACUGAUGACUUGACACCUCCAGAAGUUCCACAAAUCCAGGGUGGGGUGGUGGUGGAAGGAGACAUCAGACCGCCUGCUAUUAGAGGCGAAGUAGACGGAACUCUGCCGGAAAUCGACGGAGAGGGACGAGUCGUAGUUCAACCCCAAGAGUAGAAGGGCCUGACGUCCGGCCUGAGGAUGUACACAUAGAAGGUAAACCAUGGCAGCUUCCCGACUUCGACUUGAAAGGUCCGAAAAUUCGAAUGCCGGAGGUGCGACUGAAGGGCCCACAGAUUAAAAGACCAAGAGUCGAAGGAGAGGUUGACACACCGGAAGGCAGACUACCCGGGCCGGAAGCUGAGGUACAAGUCCGACCACCUGGCGCUGAGGGACCUGGCGUUUCUGGGGACGUAGAAGGCCCAGAUGUGGAGGGAAAAGUCAAGCCCCCAAAGGGGGGCCUUUCUGGGAACCUCCUGAAUUCGGGCUAAAAGGAC
Molecule: messenger RNA, 2707 nt
Organism: Branchiostoma belcheri (Belcher's lancelet)
Lineage: Eukaryota; Metazoa; Chordata; Leptocardii; Amphioxiformes; Branchiostomatidae
Exons: 5
Coding region: 787-1875 (362 amino acids)
Source: RefSeq, a predicted model, not a curated record